GGCCCGGCCGCGACCCGGGCCGCACGCUGUGGAGGUGGUCGGUUGUCCGCGCGCUCCGUCCGGCUGCGCCCCCUGCCCACGGGCCCUCUCCCUCCGGCCCCGGGCUCGCGGGCUGCGGGAGUGGCCUUAAGAUGGAUGAAGACGGCGGCGGCGAGGGCGGCGGCGGCGUGCCUGAAGACCUCUCAUUAGAAGAGAGAGAAGAACUUCUAGACAUUCGUCGGAGGAAAAAGGAACUUAUUGAUGACAUUGAGAGGCUGAAAUAUGAAAUUGCAGAAGUGAUGACCGAGAUCGACAAUCUAACUUCUGUAGAGGAGAGCAAAACUACUCAGAGGAACAAGCAAAUUGCUAUGGGAAGAAAGAAAUUCAACAUGGAUCCCAAAAAGGGAAUUCAGUUUCUCAUAGAAAAUGACCUGCUACAAAGUUCCCCAGAAGAUGUCGCCCAGUUCCUUUAUAAAGGAGAAGGCCUAAAUAAGACCGUCAUUGGGGACUAUCUGGGUGAACGGGAUGAAUUUAAUAUUAAAGUUCUUCAGGCUUUUGUCGAACUCCAUGAGUUUGCUGAUCUCAACCUCGUGCAAGCCUUACGGCAGUUCUUGUGGAGCUUCAGACUUCCAGGGGAGGCUCAGAAAAUUGAUCGCAUGAUGGAGGCUUUUGCUUCACGCUACUGCCUGUGCAACCCUGGGGUUUUCCAGUCCACAGACACAUGCUACGUGCUGUCAUUUGCGAUCAUCAUGCUCAACACCAGCCUACACAACCACAAUGUGCGUGACAAGCCCACAGCAGAGCGGUUCAUAAGCAUGAACCGCGGCAUCAACGAGGGAGGGGACCUCCCUGAGGAGCUGCUGAGGAAUUUAUAUGAAAGUAUUAAGAAUGAACCAUUUAAAAUCCCAGAGGACGAUGGGAAUGACCUGACACACACGUUCUUCAACCCUGACCGGGAAGGCUGGCUCCUGAAGCUGGGAGGGCGUGUGAAGACCUGGAAGCGGCGGUGGUUCAUCCUGACAGACAACUGCCUCUACUACUUUGAAUACACGACAGAUAAAGAGCCCAGAGGGAUCAUCCCGCUGGAAAACCUCAGCAUACGGGAGGUGGAAGACCCGCGGAAACCUAACUGUUUUGAGCUCUAUAACCCAAGCCACAAAGGGCAGGUCAUCAAAGCCUGUAAAACAGAAGCCGAUGGCAGAGUGGUGGAGGGGAACCACGUGGUGUACCGGAUCUCGGCCCCCAGCCCCGAGGAGAAGGAGGAGUGGAUGAAAUCCAUCAAAGCAAGUAUCAGUAGGGAUCCUUUCUAUGACAUGUUGGCAACGAGGAAAAGAAGGAUUGCCAAUAAGAAAUAGAGCUUUCCUGACUUGAACAGGUAAAGGACAAGACCCAAACCCCACAGCAGAAAGUGACUGGAGGCCGCAGCUAGGAGGUGGGUCCUGGUGGUGCUCACAGCUUCUACAGAGCGGCCAUCCGUGGCCCGAACUGCUGUUUACCUUGCAGCCUUGGGCUGGGGUCUGCGACUGUCCCGGAGCUCACGGUGGGAGAAGUCCAAACCUGCGCGCUCCCGGUUUCAUCAGUGGCAGCGCCUGGUGGCUCAGCCCAGAAAACCUGUGCCACAGACACGGGACUCACUUGCCACAGACAGAGCCUCGUUCCUACCGGUCCCAACCAUGCGCCCACUCGUGGUGGGGUUAUCCAUUCUAGAAGCCACUGUGUCGUAUCACAACACGAAAGGAAAAGCUACCAGUUUUUUAUUCAGAUUUUUUUUCUCAGAUAUAUAGGAUUAUAGCUUUUAUAUGCCUUUUUAUAUUCUGAAAUUAUAACAAAAGAUACUUUCUAACAGUAGUAUUUUUAGAAUGGCAGCUAUAAAUUUAACUCCUGGACACAAGUAUAUACUGUGCACUGAAAAAAAAAAGAAAAAAAAAUAUAUAUGUAUAUGCAGCACCCCGAAGGAGGGCUGUGAGAGGUCGCUUGCACUUGGGCGGGGGCCCGGCUGCUCUGGGAGUCAGGGGUCCGGUGUCCUUCAGGACCACGAGCACUUGGGGAGAGGGCUCCAGGUAUGAUUAGCCAUGUAGCCUCCCUUCAGCUUAAAUUUUUUGGCCCCACAAAUAGUUUCUAAAAAAGCAAAUCACUAAAGUAUAAUGAUUACGGUUUGAGGGUGUUUAUCUUGUAGCUGCUAAAUCCUAGGAAGUGGAGCGUUUCCCCUGGACACGCAUCACCCGUUUGUUGAACACGUGAAUCUGCCGCUGUCUGCUUUUGACCCACACAAGCACCGGUUUCAUAUGGUUCAAUUGAAUGCUUGGGUCACACCGGCUUUUGAUCACAUUCAUUGCUAUUUAAAGCCUUCGACAAAAUGAAUGCUUAUCUUACAGACCUUACAGUUAUUUGACCAGAUUUCUUAAUGAAUAGACGUAUAAGUAACUAGAAAUAAUCAGUCUUAUUCCUCUUGUAGUACACUAUGUUUCCAGGGAUUUGAUCUCCCCUCAUGAGGGAGGGAUAGAGCAAGCUACAGGUUGAAGGUGUGUGGCAGUUAGGUUCUCUGUAGGCAGUUGAGAACCCCAAAUAGACACUGGUGGUGGAAGGGGGGAAACCCCAUGACCAGGAGGCUGUCAGGUUGCCAUAGACGUACAAUAGAAAGGGCUCAGUACAUUUGCACAAGGAUGGAUGAAUCUGUGCCCCGCACAUUGAGACCAUCACGAAACUGGACAAAGAUGUGUGCUUGGAACAAGACGGGACUGGGAGACAGGUGCCUGUCUCUAUUGGGAGCUUUAUUUCCACCUCCAGAAUGACCAAGUAUAAUCCAUAGGACCCUCUUUCACACAUGGGCUAUUCAGUUGGUGGAUGGCUUUUGCCCCACAGAACUUCCUCUCCCUGCCCCAUCUGUGUAAACACACCUGGAAUAUUGUACCCUUUGGAGGUCAUUUGUGCUCCUGUGCAAAAUGAAAGUCCAGGAAGGAAACCUCAGACUGUAUGCACUUAUGUUUUGUUCUAAAUAGCACUAGUAACUAUUCCUAUGAGUGGCCUUGAGGCAGAGACAGAGCAGCUGUGGGCCCUUUGCCUACAGCAGCUGACCUUGAUAUAGCUUUAAGUCACACUAGACUGCAGAAGGGUCCAAGGCCAUACCUCUCCAUCAUGCAUCAGGCUUUUUGUUUAUUCUUAAGCUUUUAGGCUUUGUUACUAUACUGAUACCUCAAAUUGAAAUUUAGUUUUUGAGAAAGGCAAGUCAGCAUUCUUGAAAUGCCUGACUAGUAUAUAUGCAACUCUGGCCUCCAGUCUUCCCUGGAAACAGAAAUGCUGCCUGGACCCCCAGACCAAAUACUGCUGACGGCCGCCUCCACGGUGCCCAUCCUUGGGCUGGCCCCUUCCCCAGAACUGGUUGCAGUGCCAGCUCCAUCAGCACUUCACAUAUGGACAAGCUGCCUCCUCUCUCCUGUCUAACCCAGGUAUGGCCCUGGGGAUUUGGAACUUUCUGUCUUUUGGGUGUUGGGAAGUGAGCAUGAAGGAGUCGCCUGAUGAGAAAUCUGUUUCUCUACUACGGUCAUCUGUGAACAAGCUUCAACUGAUGGCUGUUCACCCAGGAAUGAUACAGAAGGCCAUGGUGCUUAGAAUCUAGCCAACCUACCGUCAGAGUGUUACGUGAAAUCAUCUAAUUCCAGGGUUUUUUGUGACAGUAUUAACAUGAAGGGCAAACUGCCAUCAUGCCCACGGAGCCCUCAGGCAGGCCUGGUCCAGAAAACCUGCCAAGUCAGGGACGGUGUGGGGCUAGCCUCCACCAGGGCAUCCUCUCUUGAAGUGGGACAGCUGGUUCAUCCCCUCUUGGGGGCAGGUGUGAUUCUGUUGCCUGAGCCUCAGCAUGAGCAAUCGUGUUCAUCCUCCUCCCCGCCCCCAGUGUCUACGCUCAGUGCAGUGUCAACUCCAGCCAAAGACACACUUUCUUCCAGAGACAAGGGGCAGUAGCAGUGAAGAGGAAACCUGGGCGGGAGAUGGUGGCCUCCACGGCCCAUCCUGUCUCUGCCUUGCUGGGCCCUGGUUAACAUUUGAGGUUUAAUUGGACUGACCCUGGACCCAGACAAGCAACAAUGUCUUCAGGGUUACAGAACAUUUUUGAGCAAUUUAAUGUGGUACCAAACUGAGUCAAAAUAGGAGCUAUUUACAGAUGAAGCAGCAUUUAAUGCUUCAUAUAAAGCAAUGCAUAUUUCUAAGGUUACACAUGCAUAUAUCUACAUAGAUGUGCUUUGCCGAGAAGUUAGGUCUGUUGUAGACCAGAAACCACAAGUUGUGAUUUCUCAUUUUCUUAUUUUUUCUUAGAAAACAUUUCUAUUUACAGUAAAUAUAGUUAAUAUGUAAAUAAUGUACAUAUAUUGAUUUCUGGAGUGUUUGUUAUUCAAUGUAUAUACUCCUACAACUUGCAUGAAGAAAUAUUCUGUAUUGAUAUUUUGUUGCAAAGUGAACAGUAAGUAAAAUUGGAGGGUGUGUGGCCGUCAAACUCUUGCAAAUGCUGUGUUCACCAAAUAAAACUCCAAAUGUAUUGUCAAGACAA
This is a messenger RNA of Cynocephalus volans (Philippine flying lemur), 4522 nucleotides long. It is a transcript of the gene CYTH3, whose product is annotated as cytohesin 3. Gene Ontology annotation, biological process: regulation of ARF protein signal transduction. The transcript has 13 exons. The record is from RefSeq and is a predicted model, not a curated record. Gene Ontology annotation, molecular function: guanyl-nucleotide exchange factor activity. NCBI's taxonomy places the organism in Eukaryota, Metazoa, Chordata, Mammalia, Dermoptera, Cynocephalidae. The coding region runs from base 132 to 1334 and encodes 400 amino acids.